This is a messenger RNA of Arachis duranensis, 4312 nucleotides long. RefSeq names its product pentatricopeptide repeat-containing protein At2g32630. The transcript is spliced from 3 exons. NCBI's taxonomy places the organism in Eukaryota, Viridiplantae, Streptophyta, Magnoliopsida, Fabales, Fabaceae. Bases 1998 to 3899 code for a protein of 633 amino acids. The record is from RefSeq and is a predicted model, not a curated record. Gene Ontology annotation, molecular function: protein binding.
UCUCAGUAAGCUCUCUCGUCCCGCUCAUCACACAUCACAUCAGCCUCUCAAGCUCUCACUCACACCAACCGACCAGCGACACCCUGACUCUGAAACUCUCUCAUUGUCUUCAUUCACAGUCGCUGGCGUUCCGCCGUAGUUCGUGUGUCGCCGCCCUCCUUCGUCUCGUCGUCGCCGGCUCAGUCAAGAAGAAACAGAAGCAACCAGCAAUUGCCGCCCCUGGUUCGAACGUCGUCGACUUCUUGCUUCGUCGUCUCCUUCUCGCCGGUUUCAUCUCCGAGCAGCUGCGGUGUGGCUGUGCUGAAGCUCAGAACUCCGAAGCUGCUCCUUUCCUGACUCAACUUUUACUUCUGCUUCUAUAGUAGGUUAUGAAGAUGAAUAACUCGCAUGGUGAUUUUGAUGGAAAGGAUGGUUCUCAUGUUGUUCUCCAAAGCUGUUCAGGGGGGAAUUAUUCAGGUGUGUUUCUUACUUUGGCUGCUGCUGUGUGCAUUGUUUUGAGCUUAUCAAUAGUGAUAAGUAGGAAGAUGAUUGGGUUAAGGGAAUUUUUAUCAUGGUCAAGGUUGCCUGUGAAUUCAUCAGUGGUGAUGAUCAUGUCAAGAUUGGCAAUAUCUAGAUUUAUUAGAUAAUGAAAAGAGGAAAAGUUUGUGAUGUUUAUUUAUCUAUCAAGUAAAUAAGUUGUGUGUAAAUCUAUGUGGAUAUAAUAAGAGAAGAAACAUUGAAUUUCUAAGUUUGGAAGUGACCAAUAUAAACUUGCAGAUCAUAAUUCUGUGGAAGAGAAUCCUAUUAUGGAGUGUUUGUUUUGUUGUAUCAAAGUCCUUUUACUUGUUUAUAUCACCAUGCCUUUUGAUUAUUUAUUUAAUAUCAUUGUUGAUUUUUUUUCUGUAUUGUAUUGUUAUAUCAAAGUCUGUACUUGUUUACAUCAUAAUUUUGGAGUGGUAAUUGAGUUUACCAAUUGUGUUUCAAAUUAAGUGAAGGAAUGCAUAAGCAACAAUGGUAUGUCCUUUGGAUUUAAUGUCUAUUUUUGUAUUAGUUAUUUUUAGGAAUUGAGACUUGAUUAUUGUUAAAGUGUCAGUAGUAAUAUGUAUUUCAAAUUUUAAUUUGAACUUUUUUUAUGAUUUUAUAUUUUUAUUUAAGUGAUACCGGGUCAACUGGUUCAACCGUGAUCCACUGGUUGAACCAGUGACCCAAUAUUCUGAAUGGUUCGAUUACCGGUUCGGUUCUGAUAACUAGUUUAUUGAUUUGCUUAUAAUGUACUAGUAAAUUUGUGUUGCUUUGCUUUGCUUGGAUGGCUUCUAAUUAUAUUCUUAAUUUGAGCCCAAUAAGAAAAGAGGAUGUGAUAGAGAUUAGAGGGCAAUGAACAUUUUUAAAGUAUGUUUUGUCGGAAGGUAAAAUUAUGGAGUUCAUUUUUUAAAAGUUUCACUCUAUUUCUACUCUUCCACCAGAUUUUUCCUUUAAUUGCUAUUGGUCUUGGCAUCUAUAAAUUGGUCAAAUUUUUUUUGUUCUUGCCUUGCUUGGCAGGCUUAGAUGAAGACUAAUGGGAGAAGGAGAACCUAGUUGUAUUGCACAAAUCAAUGAGGAAAACAAAGCUAUGGACCUAGACCAUAUAUGACCCUGCUGCUGCUCCUGCCACGAAGUGAUGAGAUUUCAUCUAGACCUGGUUUUCACCCGGUAUAGUUAUGGCCCAAAAGUGAUGGGGUUUCAUCGGGCCUAGUGUUUGGGUUAGGGUCUUAAAAAUAGAUCUGAUGAAUCUUUAGGACCGGAUUGCCGGAUUUGGAUUAGAACAAACCUGGUUAUACUCGGCUCAUGUACACCCCUAUCAAGUAAUAUGUGUUCUUCCUGUUUGGGAUCCUAUCGGAGUAAGAAUGAAGCAAAUUUAUAACGCACAAUCUCAAAAGCUUCUUUGAUUCCAGUAAAACAAAACUUCAUCUCUCUAUAAAACCAUUUUAAUCCAUUCAUUGCAACAAUUUCAAUAAAAAAAAUUUUUGUGGUUUAAUUCAAUGUCUUCUCAGAAGACUCUUUUGAGACUUUUCAACAAAGGUUUGUCUUUUCCUUCAGACCAACAAAAGCUUCAAAUUGAACUUGUCAAUAAGAUAACCCAAAACCUCCUAAUUUCGAAUACCACCAAUUAUUUUAGACCCGAUAGAGAACUGCAGUCCAUGAUCUCAUGCAUCACUCCCCAUGUUACAUACCAAGUUCUUUCGAACCCCAAUCUCCCUCCUCAUUCUUUGUUGUCAUUUUUCAACUUCCUUAGAAGUAGAAACUUUAAUAUUGCUCAUAUACUUGAUAUUAAGGCCCAUGUGAUUCUCCUUUCCAGACUUUUUGAGGCUCGAAAAUUUGCCACCAUGAAGAGCAUUCUGAGCUCUGUUGUUAUUGAUGGUAAGCUUUGUUGCCCCAUUCCAGGGGUUGUUUCUUUGGUUGGUGAACUUGAUCCACAUUUUGCAGAGAAGCUGUUUGAUAUGCUGUUCAGAGUGUGUUCUGAUAACAGGUUGUUUGAAGAGGCAUUUAGAGUCUUUGAUUAUGCCAAGACGAUGGGGUUGGGGAUAGAGGAGAGGUCUUGUUUUGUACUCUUGCUUGCUUUGAAGAAAUGUGGUGAGCUGGAUUUGUGUCGUAGGUUCUUUCAUCGAAUGCUCGAGUCGGGUAGGAUUCAAAUUAGGGUUCAGUCUCUGACACUUGUAGUUGAUGUUCUGUGUAGGGGAGGAGAGGUUGAGAAAGCUAAGGAGUUGAUGGCUGAGAUGGCUAGUAAAGAUAUUGUGAAACCCACUGUGUUCACUUAUAAUACAUUGUUGAAUGCUUAUGUUAGAAGAAAGGAUCAAAGGGGUGUAGAUGAGAUAUUGAGAUUAAUGGAGAAGGAACAAGUUGUUCAUAGUUUAGCUACAUAUAGUAUUCUGAUUCAGUGGUAUGCGAGUUUAGGAAAUAUAGGGGAAGUUGAAAAGAUAUUCGAGGAAAUGCAUGAACGAAAUUUGGAAAUGGACAGUCAUGUGUAUACAACGAUGAUAAAUUGGUAUUCUAGGUUAGGAAACAUUAAAAGGGCAUCCGCUUUGUUUGAUGAGAUGACUCAGAAAGGCAUCCUUCCUAAUGCACAUACUUAUGGGGCCUUACUUUGUGGUGUAUGCAAGGUAGGCCAAAUGGAGGCUGCAGAAAUAUUGCUUGAAGAGAUGCAAAGUAAAGGCAUUGACCCAAAUAUAGUAAUAUUUAAUACAAUGAUUGAUGGUUAUUGUAGAAGAGGUUUGAUAGAUGAGGCUUUGAGAGUGCAAGAUAUCAUGGCAAGGAAGGAAAUCGAAGCAGAUGUGUUUACAUACAACAUUAUUGCUUGUGGGCUAUGUAAAGUGCAUCGAUAUGAGGAAGCCAAGAGGACUUUGAAUGCAAUGCUAGAGAAAGGAGUGGUUCCGAAUGUUGUGAGUUUCACUACUUUUAUUGAGAUACAUUGUAAGGAAGGAAAUCUUGCAGAAGCUGAGUGGUUAUUUAGGGAUAUGGAGAAAAGGGGAGAGGUACCUAAUGUUGUUACGUACAAUACCCUUAUAGAUGCAUACAGCAAGAACGAAAAGAUGAAGCAAGCUCACAUGCUAAAAACUGAAAUGGUAGAAAAGGGAUUACUGCCAGAUGUAUAUACUUACACAUCACUAAUACAUGGGGAGUGUAUUGCUGGAAGGGUAAAUGAGGCAUUGAAUCUUUUCAAUGAAAUGUCAUCAAAGGGUAUAAUCGGGAAUAUUGCAACAUAUACAUCAGUUAUUUCAGGAUUAUCCAAGGAAGGAAGAGCAGAUGAAGCUUUUAAGUUGUAUGAUGAAAUGAUGGGAAUGGGCCUAACACCAGAUGAUAGAGCUUAUGCUGCUCUUGUUGGUAGCCUCCAUAAACCCUCCUCUCAUGGUAAUCAACAUCAUGAAAUUGGGGAACAUAAGUAGAACCUGUAGAUUCAAUGAACCAGUGGAAUAUUGAUUUGACAAUUUUGACAGGAUGGCAGUUCAUGGAUGGUGAUUUUGGCUUUGAAUCCGAAACAAGAAGAUCAAUGUGCCUGGGGUUCAGAAGUCCAGCUGUUGUGUUACUGAAAUUAGGUUUUGGAUAAUGGGAUAAUGUAAGCCAAUCUUGGGUAAUAUAUGAAUCUUUUGUUUCUUUUGUGUUACUGAAAUUAGGUUUUGGAUAAUGGGAUCAAUGUAUUUACUUCUAAGCUUUCUUUUGUUUGGUAAAAAAUUACUUUUUGACUCUGCCAAUCUCUUGCCUCAUUGUUUGAUAUAUUUCUGAAAAUGUUAUGGUAGUUUCAUGAUGAAAUUUGUCUAUUUAUGAAAAUUCCACAUUGUAUUGAGUUGAUCCACAGUUA